AUGAAGAGAAUAAAUGAAAAAGGAAUUGGUGAUAUCAUUAAUGUCAGCGAUGUAAUGAUGAAAAGAAAUUUUGACUCAUUAUUUACAAAACCGAAAACAGAAUAUAGUCUUUAUGACGUAAUUACCGAAUUAAUGAAAAAGAUUAAUGAUAAUAAGAGUUCUGGCGGAAGAGUUGAAUUAGAAGUGAAUGAUGUUAAUGAGAAAUUAGCCGAAAAAGCAAACAAAAAUGAGCUUUUAGCUCUGAGUGAUAAAGUCAAGAACCACGUUCAUUAUAUAACUUCAGACGAACAGAUUAUAACGGACUACCAUGGAUAUUUAACACGAAGUGAUGAAGUGAAGACGGAAGACCCCAAUGAAAGAAGAUAUAAAUACAUUCGUGCUAAAGGUUAUGACAUAAGCUGUACUGUACAGUAUGACACGGGUAAAGCACCAGAAGCAUUUAGUUAUAACGAUGAAAUUUAUGCCUCUACUUUCUCUGUUAAAGGUGUAUUAGUUGAACCAAGAUUUACUUUGAGAGUUAAGUCAAAAAUAACGUUUGAAGAUGCUAUUAAAAGUAAAGCUGACAAAGUUGAACUCGAAGCAAUGAACAAAGUUUUGAAAUCUCAUAAACACAACAUCUCCGAUAUAAAUGAACUUCAAGCUACAUUAGACAGUAAAGCCGACAAGAACCAUACACAUAAAUCCUUCACUACUGUUAGAGCAGACGACAUAAUAUUGAACUAUACCCUUGGUUCAAGUGCACCAUUAGAAAAUCCAAGUACAAGCGUAAAAGAUACACUAAACUCCUUAAAUAGUAAAUGUAUGAACAUUGAAGGUCAUGCCAGAAACUUUGAAACCCAUGAACUACCAGCAAUGUUAGAGAAGAAAGCAGACAAGAACCAUACACAUACAAGUUUUACAACUGUUGCUAUAGAAAGUAUUGAAGGAACGGUUGAAGAACCUGAUGGGGAUGUAUUAUAUUGUAAACCUCCUAACUUUCCACAAGGUUUAACAUCGGAGGAAAACAUAACGACGAUGAGAAACAUUAGAUGUAAAGAUGUUUAUGUCAUGAAGGAUGAACAUAAUAUUAAAUUCACUGCUCAAGAUUUAUAUGACAAGAAGGCUGACAAAACAGAGCUUCAAACAUUAAAGACUGAAAUACUUCAAACAUUAUAU
Molecule: messenger RNA, 1155 nt
Organism: Trichomonas vaginalis G3
Lineage: Eukaryota; Parabasalia; Trichomonadida; Trichomonadidae
Product: keratin-associated protein family
Exons: 1
Source: RefSeq, a predicted model, not a curated record